AAAAAUGGCGCCCAGCUCGAAAUCGGAAAAAGAAGACAACGGCAACAAACAAAAACAGCAGCGAAAACACAAAGCCCACAUCGUCAAACUCCUCACUCGCGCAAAGGUGUCCGGCCAGCUGUCUCAGAGGCUGUUUCGCAAGCUGCCGCCCCGAGUGUGUGUCCCCUUAAAGACUAUAGUGAGCGAGGAGUUCCUCCGGGCAGGUCACAUCUUCUUGGGCUUCACAAAGUGCGGGCGCUACGUUUUGUCCUACACGAGCGAUUGUGGUGAGGAUGAUGAUUUCUCCUUCUACACCUACCAUCUGUACUGGUGGGAGUUCAACCUGCACAGUCGCCUCAAACAGGUGCAUCAUGUGCGCUUGUUUGCAGGUGAAGACAUCUACAGUGAGCUGUACCUGACCGUCUGCGAGUGGCACAAUGAUCACUCCAAGAUCGUCAUCUUUGGCUUCAAUACUCGCAGCAGCACGGCUCUGAUGAACAUGAUGAUGAGUGAUGAGAAUAACAGAGACAUUUACAUCACUAUCGCCUCCAUGCCUCCUGCACAGCGGUGCCAACAGUGCUGCCCUCUGCCCACUCCGUCCACUAUACGCACAGGAGGGGAGUGUCUGGAGCACGGCUACGUCCUGAACGCUCGUUAUCAGGUGGUUUAUCCGUUCCCUACCUUCCAGCCAGCUCUGCAGCUGAAGAAGGACCAGGUCAUCUUCCUCAACACCAGCUACUCACUGGUGGCCUGCGCCAUCUCGCUCUGCCCUGGUGGAGAGCAGCAGCAGGAUGGGCUUAACCAAAUCCUGUACCGAAAGAGAGACACUUCUGCUUCCUCCUCUCAUCAUCCUCCCAGCCCAUCCACCACCACCACCUCCUCCUCCUCCUCCUCCUGCUCCUCAUCUCAUGGGUCACCUGACCGCAGACCGACCAAUCCCCACACGACGCUGCUCUCUCCCAGCCGAUCCCAGGCCGCCGUGCGAGCGCGCGAGUUCGCGGCUGAUAUUUUCCGGCGUGCUCAGGCAGGGACGGACGGAGACGGCGAGCGGCAAAGGAAGGAUGGCGAGUCCUCCAGAGAGGUGAAAAUCUCACGCACUUCCGCCACAGACUCCGAACGAAGGAGAGCAGAAGAAAGAAGGGAAGACACAGAGGGGCCGUCCACUUCGCACGGAAAAGAAAGUGCCUCGUCGUCCUCGUCAUCCACUGAGCCGGAGGACAGCGUCUCGUGUAGUACAGUCAUGUCCCCAGCAUCCACGUCCUCUUCGUGCUCACUUUCACCGCACGCCGCGUCGACAUCAGAGCCAGGAUACGUGAACUAUACGCGACUCCGAUACAGGCUGCAACAGCCCGGGACGACAGAGCAGGACACCGGAGAAGAGGAGGAUAAAGUUCAGCUGCCGUUCACCGUCUCGGACCUGAAGGGACGAAACCUGCAGCUGGUGACUGGACAGUACGCAGGACCGUGCGUGUGCGUGGAGCAGCUGACUCUGGAUUUUGAGUAUCUGAUUAACGAGGUGAUCAGAAACGAUGCCGAGUGGGCCUCCCAGUUCUGCUCCUUCAGUGACUAUGACGUCAUAAUCCUUGAGGUUUGCCCAGAGACAAAUAUAGUAGUGAUAAACAUCGGACUUCUGCUUCUGGCCUUCUCCAACUGUGAGGAGGAGCACAGCAGGCCGAAGUCGUAUCACUCCAGUCUGCAGGUCAGCUGGGAUCUGAACACAGGUGCCUGCUGCACUGUCGGUGUCGGUGACCUCACCGAGGUCAAAGGUCAAACCAGUGGGAGUGUGUGGAGUUCUUACAGGAAGUCGUGUGUAAACACCGUCAUGAGGUGGCUCGUCCCCGAGAGCAGCUCACGCUACAUCAACCGCAUGACCAAUGAAGCCCUGCACAAAGGUACUUCUCUUCAAGUACUCGCUGACAGUGACCGAGCCACGUGGAUCGUCCUGUAAUGAAGACACCGUCUCUCUCUCUCUCACACACACACACACACACACAGCGGUUUAUUCUCUCUCGUUCCACACUUUGUAUUCAGAAGUUUAGAUGUGGAGCGAAAGCCUUGACUGAGUCCAGUGAGCCAGACAUGCUGCUGCACUGAGCAUUUUCAGACUCCACUGGGAUGAACAAAGCGUUUCCUAAUGCACCAGGUGGUGUUUUUUUUUUGUUUUUUAAAUUGUUGAGUAUGUGAUCGAUCUGUUUGUAUGCACGGUUCAACUAACUUCUUUCCUAGUGUCAGUAUCGAUCAGGGACGAGUUUAUCUCCGACCCUCUGCCAUGAGGUGCAUCUCUUUCCUUCUAUCCAGAUCUAACACGUUCUGACGUUGGUGCUUUAACCCGGAUCGGUGUCUUUGGGUUUUGGUCAGUUUAGCCGCGAGUGACCACGCGUUCGGCCAAAUCCGACCUCAGGACGUUCAUUUCAGACGAAUCGUAAACGCUGAAACUGGCCUCGGAUUUACACGAUUCGAGCUUAAAGUGCCAUUCCACCAUUGGAUGUAUUCUUUGGCAUAAAAUACAAUAUAUUUUAUGACAACAUGACUAGACAGAGAAAUCUUUUAGCUUCAAAAUGAUAUAUCAAACAUCAUUUUUUGACGACAAGUAUAUUAAUUUUGCGACCAAAGUCACCUACCCUUUUAAUUUCCGCGCGGUAGUGAAACGUGAUGUCAUCGGCAGGUUCCCCUUCUUGUGUACCACGUGUCGGUCUAAAGUGAGAGAGUCAUUUCUGCUCGUAUAUGGGGGCCAAAAAAAUUGCGAAAAAUUUUGAGUUAAUCUUUCAGUUAGCUAGAUUUAUUGGUAUUAUUUUUAUCGCGUUCUAUCCGCCAUUGCUGAUAAUAUGUGCCACGUCACACGGUACACAAGAAAGGGAACCUGCCGAUGACAUCACGCGCGGAAAUUAAAAGGGUAGGUGACUUUGGUCGCAAAAUUAAUAUACUUGUCGUCAAAAAAUUAUGUUAGAGAAAUCUUUUAGCUUCAAAAUGAUAUAUCAAUCUAGUGAUACCAUUUAUAUAUGUUGUCAAAAUAUAUUGUAUUUUAUGCCAAAGAAUACAUCCAAUGGUGGAAUGGCACUUUAACGAACACAAAGCUUUAGUCAGACGUGCUUCUAACUUUUGUAAAGUUGUUUUCCUCAUCUCUCUCACGCACACAAAGUGGUGUUCUCAGCAUUUUAUUAUUUUUUUUAAUUUUUAUCUAUUAACACAAUUUGUUGUCUAGUCUAGACCAGUAGUUUGCUGUAAAACGAGCAGCGUGUUGGUAAAAUCCUCCAUCCAUUCCAGAUCUGCACUUUUUUUAUUUAAUUUUUUUAAAUUCCUCUGCUGGGGUAUUCAUCAAUCCCAUCAACAAGUUCAUUCAUUUUAGUAGAUAAAACACUAACGUGUGAACGUCUUCACACACUUUGUUUUGAUCUCUGAAAACCUGUAAACAUAUUUCAGGCAAAUGGACUUGGACAUUGCAGGAUUGCUUGUGUGUGACGUCCUCUGAAAAGUUUUUUUUUGUGGUCCGUGAACUCUUGUAGAAGCUGCUGCAGGCUAUACUGUGUGUGUGUGUGUGUGGGGGGGGUACGGCGUUUUCACAGUGAAAUAUAUUGCAACUUUUGUUCAUUUAAAACGUGCAGAAACUUCAUGCGUAACAUUACGUUGAUUUGUUGUCUUUUUUUUUUUUAAUAAUUUUAUUUCUAUGUUGAACCUCUACAGCAUAUGAACAAUACUUGAUAUUGUCUUUACUUGAUUAUUUUUUAAUAAAAACAAAUUCUAAAAGGUUUAA
Neoarius graeffei (lesser salmon catfish) is the source of this 3730-nucleotide messenger RNA. RefSeq names its product DDB1 and CUL4 associated factor 15 (gene dcaf15). The transcript is spliced from 13 exons. Gene Ontology annotation, biological process: protein ubiquitination. Gene Ontology annotation, cellular component: Cul4-RING E3 ubiquitin ligase complex. Bases 5 to 1927 code for a protein of 640 amino acids. NCBI's taxonomy places the organism in Eukaryota, Metazoa, Chordata, Actinopteri, Siluriformes, Ariidae. The record is from RefSeq and is a predicted model, not a curated record.